AUGGGCUCUCAACUGGCCUGUUUGGAGUCGGCAUCGAGCACCCCUGAUGCUGAGACCAUUUCGAACCUCGACACUGUCGGCAAACACACCUUGACCAAGAAUGAUUCCAGUUCCUCCUUGACGACUCUUUCGACGCAUCGGCAACUCUCCCCACCAAACAAGGGUCGUCAGAUGUCGACAGAUACGCAUGGCACGUUGGGCACGUUGUCGAAGGCACUGGCAAGACCGUCAGACUUCGCGCGGGCAUCCGUUGAGCUCAUCAUGGACUUUCCCAUGUGGCUCAUUCCGGCCAGGACACUCCUCAGUCUGAAAGGACCCCUGCUUCCUCACAGCAAGAUGAAGGAGCAGGGUCACCUAGUCCAAUGGCGGGAUGGACACCCUAGAAAGGUGGUUUUGAUCUCCCACCAGUGGGCUGGACGACGCCAUCCUGACCCCCGUGGCGAACAGAUGCGGGUAUUGCAAGGCGUCCUCAAGGACAUCGCGGCCGGUAAGCUGCGUGUUGGGAAGGACACCAUUGCGGAGUCAAGCGGCACCGAUGUCCCAAUGCCAAGCGAGGAGGAGCAGCUGAACUGCUUAGACUGGGACAUUUGGUACGACUUCUUCGGUAUACCGCAAGUGGAUGACAGAGGAUGCGUCACCAACACCCCGGAGCUUCAGGCGGCUGUGGACAGCAUCCCCGCAUACUGCAAUGCCGCGGACUUUGUCAUUGUCCUGGCGCCCACGAUCCAGCACGCAGACACCGGAGCGACCAUGAACUACAUCUCCUGGGCCACCAGGGGAUGGUGUCGCGCGGAGCGAACAGCUGCGGCGCUGUCUGCCAAGCCCAAGCCGCUGCUGGUGGUCUCUGGCCCCAGGAGGAUCUUCUCCAGCAGCAGUGCCGACUGGUUGCAGAACUGGCCGCACGAUGGGGCCUUCACGGUAGAAGAGGAUCGUGCAACGGUGUGGAGACUCACGAAGCAGCUGCUUGAGCUGAAAUGCGACAAUCUGCUUCGAUGCGGGGAGGUCAACACCUGGCGGUUCUACAAAGCCAUGAUGUCGAGGGUCCUCGGCAAGUCUGACAAGCUCGGAACAGUCAUCGACGACUCCGACAUGGAGUCCACGGAUGACUCCCUACAUUUGGAGACACCCCGGCGGCUGCAGACGGACCACUUCCAGGAGCUCAUCUUAGAACGGAUUUCAUAG
Molecule: messenger RNA, 1182 nt
Organism: Symbiodinium natans
Lineage: Eukaryota; Dinophyceae; Suessiales; Symbiodiniaceae
Source: the annotation of a GenBank genome assembly